CCCAAGGACCAGAACCAUCUGAAAUACAUCAGACCAGAACCAUCUAGAGAAACAGUAUCAGACUGGAACAUCAUGGAUGGGAGCAGAUGAUCAUCCCUCAUGGUUCCCAGUCAGCCGAUCUGGAGGGUUAGGCUCUGCAUUAGCCUGUGAUCCAUCAGAUCUUCCAGAAUCACAAUCUCAGCUCAGCAGAACAUCUCAGAAGAGAGAACCAGCGGACGUCUUCCAUACUGAGUGACACCCCCACUGGGAUGAUGGAGGAUGUCAGCAGGAUGGGGUCCUGAUGGUGGGUGUGACACUCCUGGUUCUGGACCUUUGGUUGGCAUGAAGGAGUUCUGACCAAGGCCUUGCACCACCUAGCAGCAGAACUUGCUGAGGGAUGCCGCUGGUGAAGAGGAUCAUCGAGCCCAGGUACCUGUGCCGCGGAGCUCUGCCUGAUGGGGUCGCCAGCGAACUGGAGUGCGUCACCAACAGCACACUGGCUGCUGUCAUCAAGCAGCUGGGAGGACUUAGUCGUCAUGCAGAGGAUAUCUUUGGUGAGCUCUUCAUGGAGGCCAACAGCUUCUGCCUGAGGAUGAACAGCCUGCAGGAGAGAGUGGACCAGCUGGCCAUGAAGGUGACUCAGCUGGACUCCACCGUGGAGGAAGUAUCCCUGCAGGACAUCAACAUGCGGAAAGCUUUCAGAAGCAGUACCAUCCAGGACCAGCAGGUGGUGUCCCGGAGCUCUAUCCUCAACCCGGUGUUGGAGAUGUACCACCGGUGUGAUAAACCACCCCCCCUCAACAUCCUCACACCUUACAGGGAUGAUAAAAAGGAUGCUCUGAAAUUCUACACCGACUCGUCUUACUUCUUCAGCCUGUGGAAGGAGAAGAUGCUGCAGGCAACAGAGAACAAACGCAAGGAGAAGAGAAGACACAAGGAGCAGAAGCAGGUGGAGGAGUCUUCAGGACGGGAAGUGAAGAAGGUCCGCAAAGCUCGGAACCGACGGCAGGAGUGGAACCUGAUGGCGUACGAUAAGGAGCUCCGUCCAGAUGCUCGACUGACACCAUCACCUUACCACACCUCCGAUGGCUCAGUGUCACCUGACAGGUCGAGAAUGUCCGAUGACCCCUCCAGCCCUUGUCAUGAGGGGAAGGACCCUGUUUCCAUGGUGACAAACAGCAGCGGCCAAACUCAGUCGCUUGAUCGUGCCCUGCGGCCCACAGCAGCAUCCUCGGCAGCUGCUGCCACCUCCGUCCGGCAGCACUCCCUGGGACGCAACCAGCCACAUCAUCACCACCAGGUGCCGCCUGCUAGCUCAGCCACUCAGAAAGGAGCAUGGGUCAACAUGGCAAGGGAUUCCAGUGACCAUCAGAUCCCACCAGCACCACCGCCUCCCCCUCCUCCAAUGCCAUCAGCGGGACAAAAAGUGUUUUCCAGCAUCUCCACCCACAGCGCUGCCGUGGCAACCCAAAAGCAUCCUGCAGUGGCUGCUGGUAAUCAAGGUGGCACUGGUUCAAGUUCCCGCCCUUACAGCCCCUCUCCUCCCCCUCCUCCUCCUGCCAACUAUGUCCCCUCCCCAGCCCACCCUGGGGGCCAAGCAACAGCCUCAGCUGCUGCGCCCCCACUGCCUCAAGCCACUGAAAACAGGAAGCCGUCGAGCAUCCUGAACAUCCCAAUGAACGACGCCCGGAGUGACCUGCUGGCUGCAAUCCGCCGAGGGAUCCAGUUGAGGAAGGUUCAGGAGCAGCGUGAGCAGGAAGAGGCCAAGAAAAGAGAACCUUCAGGAAACGAUGUGGCUACGAUAUUGUCACGCCGCAUCGCUGUGGAGUACAGCGAAUCAGAGGAGGAGUCUGAACCGGAGGACCAGGAGUGGUCCGACUAAGGUGGCGCUAACCCACCGAAUAAUCCUAGCACUAGACUACUACAGGAACUGAAACAGUUACCUCUACUGACAUAAACCACACCUGAAAUAGUUUCAUUCUUCUUUUAUUUCAUUAGUUGGUUAACCUUGUUGUUAAUUGAGCUGGUUAGUUGUUAUGCUCUACCCAAAGCAGGCCCAAUGCAGUUCCACAACCUCUAAACUGAAUUGCUGCCCUCAUGUCAGAGGUGUAAUAAACAUAACUGCCUGCAGAGGCCUCACACCUGUUCAGGUAUUUCGUGUUUGGGGGUCAUUAAGUGGGGACUUGAUUUUACUUGUGGUCCAGGAGGUGCUGUUCCUUUCAGACUGGAAUAAAAUAGUUAAAGUGUAACUCACCAUGAUUUAUAUGCAUAACCCCGCCCCCAGACAAAAAAAAAAAAAAAAGCCACCCAAG
Molecule: messenger RNA, 2291 nt
Organism: Cyprinodon tularosa
Lineage: Eukaryota; Metazoa; Chordata; Actinopteri; Cyprinodontiformes; Cyprinodontidae
Product: wiskott-Aldrich syndrome protein family member 3-like
Exons: 11
Coding region: 377-1861 (494 amino acids)
Biological process (GO): positive regulation of Arp2/3 complex-mediated actin nucleation; actin cytoskeleton organization
Cellular component (GO): cytoskeleton
Molecular function (GO): Arp2/3 complex binding; actin binding; protein kinase A regulatory subunit binding
Source: RefSeq, a predicted model, not a curated record